Molecule: messenger RNA, 903 nt
Organism: Procambarus clarkii (red swamp crayfish)
Lineage: Eukaryota; Metazoa; Arthropoda; Malacostraca; Decapoda; Cambaridae
Source: RefSeq, a predicted model, not a curated record
AUGAUUAUGGAAAGGCGGGGCUUAGGAGCAGAUGGUCGACCCUUCAAGCACAAAGAGCAUCCAGUGCGUCACACCCCUAGCAUCCAGUGCGUCACACAAAUCCCAGCAAGGAAAGCUAAUCAGCAGCAACGAUCAACAAUAUUGCAAUACUCUACACCUCACAAAAGCAAGCCUAAGGCCGCUCCCAGCGCCCCCUGCGACACCUCCCAGCACCCCCUGCGACACCUCCCAGCGCCCCCUGCGACACCUCCCAGCACCCCCUGCGACACCUCCCAGCGCCCCCUGCGACACCUCCCAGCGCCCCCUGCGACACCUCCCAGCGCCCCCUGCGACACCUCCCAGCGCCCCCUGCGACACCUCCCAGCGCCCCCUGCGACACCUCCCAGCGCCCCCUGCGACACCUCCCAGCGCCCCCUGCGACACCUCCCAGCGCCCCCUGCGACACCUCCCAGCGCCCCCUGCGACACCUCCCAGCGCCCCCUGCGACACCUCCCAGCGCCCCCUGCGACACCUCCCAGCGCCCCCUGCGACACCUCCCAGCGCCCCCUGCGACACCUCCCAGCGCCCCCUGCGACACCUCCCAGCGCCCCCUGCGACACCUCCCAGCGCCCCCUGCGACACCUCCCAGCGCCCCCUGCGGCACCUCCCAGCGCCCCCUGCGACACCUCCCAGCGCCCCCUGCGACACCUCCCAGCGCCCCCUGCGACACCUCACAGCGCCCCCUGCGACACCUCCCAGCGCCCCCUGCGACACCUCCCAGCGCCCCCUGCGACACCUCCCAGCGCCCCCUGCGACACCUCCCAGCGCCCCCUGCGACACCUCCCAGCGCCCCCUGCGACACCUCCCAGCGCCCCCUGCGACACCUCCCAGCACCAGACAUUUCAUAACGGGCUGUCUCAUGAU